This is a messenger RNA of Cooperia oncophora, 432 nucleotides long. Lineage: Eukaryota; Metazoa; Nematoda; Chromadorea; Rhabditida; Trichostrongylidae. The record is from the annotation of a GenBank genome assembly.
AUGUUUCAUUAUGGUCAUGUCCGGCAACUACGGCAAGUAAAAGAAUCGUUCCCCGACGUCUUCGUGACCGCUGGAAUAUGCAGCGAUGAACUGGUGCGUAAGUAUAAAGGUGGUCCGUUAGUGAUGACAUACGAGGAACGCUUCGCUUCUGUGGCAGAAUGCAAAUAUGUGGACAACGUCAUUGAUCAUGGGAAUGUUCUACCCACUGUUGAGCUUCUCGAUGAGCUUCAGGCCGACCUGAUCGCCCAUGAUGCCAUUCCUUAUGAAAGCCCUGACAGUGAUGAUUGCUACAAACCUUCAAGAAAAUCGACCGAUUUCUCACUACUCAACGGACAGAAAAUAUCUCCACGACCGACCUUAUCCAACGCAUUGUCGACCAAUGUGACUUGUUCCGUGAACGUAACACAAAACGAGAGCGCUACGGAUAAAUAG